AUGUCGUCCUGGGGGCCUCCUGGUCGGCUGGCAAUCACCAUUGACUUGACGUCCGACGACGAUGUGCCCGCCCCGGCGACCAUAGAUUUGACCUCGGUGGAUGACCCACGAUCCUCUUCCUAUGUCUCACGAGAGCCAGAAGUGAAGGUUGAAGACGAGUCUUCAACCCUGGCUGGGUCAAGUACACCUGACUCCGGGGAGUCCAGUCCGAAGUCGCAACAGGACGAUGACAUCGCCCAGACGGAGUCCAAUCCUACUGACUUCGGCGACCUGAGCCCGAGAAAUCCGCAGGAUCAAGGAGGCAGCUCAGCAGACGAGGGUUUGACGCUGAGUGCCAUACUCGCCCGUAACAAGAAGCGUAAGCGUGACUCUGGUGACGUUCGCAACUCCGAGUCCAAGUCUACCGACGUGUCCAUGCCUUUGACACCCAAAACCCUCGGAUCCCUGGUCGGCUCUCAUACUCUGAAACCUGCCUUCGACAAGUUCUUUGCCGUCCGCAAACGAAUUGGGAACGAGUCCUGCUCCGAAAAGUCCAAACAGGACGAGAAGUCGAAGACUCCCGCAAACGAAAGCAAGAGCAUCCAACAGGGAAGGCAAUCGGCCAAGAAUGCAAAUCCUCACAUCCUGAACAUCGUCAGGGAAGAGGUGUUUCGCAAGGAGGAGAAGAAGAAGAAGAAAAACAAACACCGCGGAGACCCAAGCUCACAGGAGAAAUCAUCGAAAAAACACAUUCAAGUUGAUGGGCAAGCUUUCUCGAAACCUGCUCCUCCACGCGCGGCUUCUGAGGCACCUGAAACCGUUCGCCCGAAGAAGAAAAUUGAAAUUUAUGGAAGCAUAAGACAGCCUCAGGCCCGUGAGGAAACUGAGCAGAAGCGCCCUCACAAGAGGCGCAAGCACAGCAGCCCCGGAGAUACUGCUUCUGGCUCCAUCUCUCUUGCCGCUGCUCCCGACACCACCAUAAAUCAGGCGGCGUCUGUAGACAAGCUCCGAGGCCAUAAGUCCAAGACCAAUGGUGUAGGGAGAAAACGUCCCGCGGGCAAGGACAAGGCCACUGAUAUCCCUAAUGGCUCUCCAAGAUAUCGGCCAGGCGGUUCCCACCGCAAUCGCAUUGAAAAGGCUCCGCAUCACGAGAGCCGACAAAAGAAAGACCCUGCAAGAGUUCGAGAGAAAGCUCACAUAUCCAAACGAGCUGACUCUGGGAAGCAGCAGGGAGAUAAGGCAUAUCUGGUGGCAGCUUCAAAUGAGCGAGGAGCAUGGGCACCAAAAUGGUUUGCAGCGUGCUGGAAUGGCAUCUCAACGGCCAUUGGAGAGCAGAUCUAG
Molecule: messenger RNA, 1320 nt
Organism: Diaporthe citri
Lineage: Eukaryota; Fungi; Ascomycota; Sordariomycetes; Diaporthales; Diaporthaceae
Exons: 1
Coding region: 1-1320 (439 amino acids)
Source: RefSeq, a predicted model, not a curated record